This is a messenger RNA of Xenopus tropicalis (tropical clawed frog), 1282 nucleotides long. It is a transcript of the gene oaz1, whose product is annotated as ornithine decarboxylase antizyme 1. NCBI's taxonomy places the organism in Eukaryota, Metazoa, Chordata, Amphibia, Anura, Pipidae. The record is from RefSeq and is marked reviewed. Gene Ontology annotation, molecular function: ornithine decarboxylase inhibitor activity.
CUGGGCGUGUCCACAGCACCAGUUACAUAAGGUCGUCGUCUGAGGCGGCCUUUCGCCAUUUUGAGAUAGUCCGACGGACGCGGCAGAAAGCGGGGGAUUUUCUGGUUCCGAGACCAGAGAGGCCGGAUGGUGAAAUCCUCCCUCCAGCGGAUACUCAAUAGCCAUUGCUUUGCCAGAGAAAAAGAAGGAAAUAAAAGAAACUGCGCCAUGCCUCUUCUGAGUAUACCCAGUAGUAGUGAAAGUUCCAGAGUUUCUUUCAAUUGCUGUAGUAACCUGGGUCCCGGGCCUCGGUGGUGUUCCUGAUGUCCCUCACCCACCCCUGAAGAUCCCAGGUGGGCGAGGGAAUAGUCAGAGGGAUCACAAUCUUUCAGCUAAUUUAUUUUAUUCUGAUAAUAGGCUGAACAUAACAGAAGAGCUUACAUCCAAUAACAGGACCAGAAUACUCAAUGUCCAAUCAAGUCUGACAGACGGCAAACAAGUGAGUUGGAGAGCUGUGCUAAACAAUAACAACCUCUAUAUAGAAAUCCCGACUGGCACUCUACCUGAUGGCAGCAAAGACAGCUUUGCAAUUCUACUAGAAUAUGCAGAAGAGCAACUCCAAGUGGGUCAUGUCUUUAUCUGCUUCCACAAGAACAGGGAUGAUAGAGCCAUGCUUCUCCGAACAUUCAGAUUCUUGGGCUUUGAGAUUGUGAUACCUGGACAUCCCCUUGUCCCUAAGAGACCAGAUGCUUGCUUUAUGGCUUACACCUUUGAAAGAGAUUCUUCUGAUGAAGAUUAGACAGCCCUGCAAUGUUUGCUUUUUUUUUUUUCUUUGCCCUACCCACAUCUAGAGAUGGAAUGCGAGAAAUCUUGUCAAUUUAAGCUGUUGAUUUAUGCCUGUGCCCAUUUGGGACUGAGAGAAGAGGCAAGAUCUUGAGAUUUUCAUCCUUUUUUUUCCAGAAGUUUUUUGUCUGCAUGUUAUGAAUAAAUGCCACUCCAGAUUAUUGCUAUAUGAAUGGAGGUUUAAUGUGUUUUGUGAUAGCAGAGUACUUUUUCUUUAAUUCUAAAUAAAACAUUUAUAUUUUACUUUCUCUGUUUUAAAGUUAAACAUCUUAAUGAAAUGUGGUGAUCCAGUAGUAUAAGUAGUCUAAAAUCCCUAAAAGCCUAAACAAGGAGUCAAAAUCCAUCUGACAGAGGGUUUAAAGUAAUCACUUCUCAUACUUGCCCUUCUAUAGAUAGAAAGUAAACUGGCAGAUUAACACAAUUGUUUAUCUAAUAAAAGGUGCAAUGGUUGCUGCUGGUA